AGUUACGAUUGAAAAUUCAGGCAAUAAAUGUCAGAAAAUUAGAACUUCCUUCAGUUGAGUGUAAUGACCUGCUGGCAUGACUGACGUGGCGCGAUGGGCGGAGUGAGUCAGAAUGAAUUGUCUCCAGAGGAGAGUAUGUUGAUGGCCAAGCACGCUCUGCUGGAGAAGAGAAAGAAGGAGCUGGAAGAACUACAGGCCAAGUACAGACUCAUGCAGGAACAGCAAAAGAGAUCCAACCAGAAGCUGGCUGCUUGCGAGACUCCAAGUGAAGCUACAGAGAUCGCCAAGAAAUUGGCUGCCAGUGGUCAGUUGAUCACGGCCAAAGGAAGUGGUAGUCGUACAGGGGGGUUCAAGCGGACUGCGAGGGCCCUGAAGACCCCAGAAGAUGAGCUGAAAGAGUAUCUGAAGGAACAGACAGAGAAAAGUCAGGAGAAUGAAGAAGCUGUCGGAUCCUUGCUCAAACAAGACGUGGCUGAGGAGAACGUGUCGUUGACCCCUAAGACUGCUACGAAACAGAAGUUCAGCUCGAAGAGGCCCAAAAUGGAGUUUGUGAAGGGAAAGAAUCUGGAGGACGAUGACUGUCCUCCGAAACCAACCACUACUUUCAAACCAUUGCAACAGCGAACAGACACCAAAUUUAAAGACCCAGAUUCAGCUGAGCUGCAAAAUAUUGAGACUGCAAACGAUAAACCGUUCAGCCAGAAGGGAAACACGAUCUUCAUCAAGAAUUUAGGAAUGACUAAGACACUUGCAAGGAAACUGUGUGUACCAUACGGCGAAGUAAUCGAUGUCACUGCAGACAAGUCUACCCGUUGUUUCGUUACGUUCUCUUCAGUGCAAGCAGCCGAAGUUGCGAUAGAAAAACUAGACGGGCUCCAGCUCACAGAAGAGAUAGUGGGGGAGGAACUUGUUAUACUUGCGAGUUUGCAAAACACGAUACUGCGAGUGUAUUACGCCAAGAAACAACGACACAUGGACAAAGCACAGGAUUUGAAACACGACUGGUCCAGAAUCAGUGCAGCUGUGAAGCCAAUUAAGCAGACAGCAGAAGAAAUCGACAGAACAAAGAAGAGGAAUAUACCUGUAUAUGACGAUGAACCAUUCUAAGUUUAUACUAUCAGCAAGUAACAAUUAUUGUUGGAGUUAAAGUUGUCGCACCUUUCGGAGCCUUGAAAACGCUAGUUUUUGGUGUUGAAUUCUGGAAUUUAGAUGUGGAUCAGCAUUAGAAUAAAGCUUAGAAUUAG
Symsagittifera roscoffensis is the source of this 1244-nucleotide messenger RNA. RefSeq names its product negative elongation factor E-like. The transcript has 5 exons. Gene Ontology annotation, molecular function: RNA binding. Lineage: Eukaryota; Metazoa; Xenacoelomorpha; Acoela; Convolutidae. Gene Ontology annotation, cellular component: NELF complex. The record is from RefSeq and is a predicted model, not a curated record. The coding region runs from base 94 to 1107 and encodes 337 amino acids. Gene Ontology annotation, biological process: negative regulation of transcription elongation by RNA polymerase II.